Molecule: messenger RNA, 3413 nt
Organism: Physcomitrium patens
Lineage: Eukaryota; Viridiplantae; Streptophyta; Bryopsida; Funariales; Funariaceae
Source: RefSeq, a predicted model, not a curated record
ACUCACACUUGCACUACUACUUUUCCCGCAGUUGUUGUUGUUCGUUGUUGUUGCUCAUGAGCAUCUCGCCGCGCACGUCGUAAGUUCGUCUGUUAGGGGUUGCGCCACUUGUGCUGCAACACUGGUUACCGUUUCAUGCUGCAGGGGAAUCAAUCUGUCGGCAAUUGUAGUUGGGAGAGAUUGGUGGUGGAGUUACACAGCGUAGACAGUAAUUGUGGGGAUUGCCUGGUGAUUGUUUUUUCCUACUUGGGGUGGAGCAUUUGUUGUUUUUCGAAGAAUUAUAUCGAUAGGUGUUGUUGUGGGUGUGAUCCUGGUCGUACGUGGGUGGAAUUGCUGGGAUUUGACGGUGGAAGGAAGACGAUACUUGGGUUUUAGGGUUAAGGGAGGAAGCGUUUGGAUUUGGAGGUUUUGUUUCCUGUACGUGAGAGGACGCUGAAUGUUGCGCUGUGGGGGUUUUAAGGUGGAAGAAUGGGAGUAACUUUUUUUCGGAGGAGGUCAUGUGUUUCCGUUGGGAGUGUAUGAGUCUGGGAGAAGAGGGAUACAUGCUUCCCCAACAGGGGAAAUCAUGCGCUUUCGGUAGAGGGUUAAAUUGCAAUGGAGCAGCUCGUGGAUAUGGGAUUUCCGCAGGACCUGGCAGCUAAAGCAUUAGCAGCGACGGGAGGAAAAUCUACUCUGACUGCAACAGAGUGGAUCCUUGGUCAGAUGGAUUCUAGAAAUUCUUCCAUUCCGAAACAUCAACUCCCACAGGGGCGUGUCGACCAGUAUUUUGCAUCUAGUUCCGGUAGGAGGGUGGUUCAUCAGUUAGGGGCAGGUAGCUCUAAUUUUAUGUUCCAGUCAGAGGAAGAAAGCAAUGUACAUUGGAGAACUAGACCUUCGUCAAGUGUAUCUCCAUCCCCUGUCAUUGAGAGUGCGGCUGACUUUGAGAAGAAGGGGUUUAUGGCAUCUCCCUCAACUGGGAAAACUCAAGAGGAAGAUUUUCGUUUAAGCAUGUUCCGAAAUGGCAUUCAAGCACUUGGGAAUCAGAGUGGCAGAGAACAUUCUGGCUUUACUCCUCCUGCUACAAGUAAACCUCGGCCUGCAGACGGAAAUGAAACUGUGGCUUCUACCACUCUGAAGUGUUCAGUCCAUUCUCACCCACCAGUCCUGGAACCCUCUUUAAGCAAGAGGCAAAAACCGAAUGAGCCUGUUGAGCAGCAAGAUGACGCCCCUGUUUCAGUUUUUCCUCGGGUUCAGUCCACUCCUGCACCAAUUUUUGGUACAAAGACUUCCGUUGGUAGUAGGAAAAGCUUGGCACCCCUCGCAGAGCGAAUGCGGCCUGCUUCAGUGGAUCUCGUAGUGGGCCAGGACCACUUACUAAGACCAGGUUGUAUACUGCGCAGUUUGAUUGAUAACAAUACUCUCUCGUCCAUCAUUUUCUGGGGACCUCCUGGUACUGGGAAAACUUCGCUUGUGCGAGCCAUCGCACGCGCUGUAUCGUACAGAUUCAUUGCCCUCUCAGCAGUAUCCUGUGGGUUGAAGGAGGUGCGAGAGAUUUUGGAAGAGGCCAAGAGGGUUCGGAAAUUUGGGGAACGCACUCUCUUGUUUCUUGACGAGAUACAUAGGUUCAACAAAUCUCAGCAGGAUGCAUUUCUUCCUUACGUGGAGGCUGGUCAUAUAGUGUUUAUAGGAGCAACCACAGAAAACCCUUCCUUCGAGAUCAAUGCUGCGCUGUUGUCUCGAUGCCGAGUACUAACUCUCAAUAAGUUGCAGCCUGAGCAUAUACGAAGUCUGCUGGACAGAGCAAUUUAUGACAAAGAAAAGGGCCUUUUGUUGUCUUUAGUUGGAUGUGCUCCCGAGGACGUUGUCAGGGUUGAGGAGGAUGCUCUACAGUUUCUGACGGGAGCCGCCGAUGGCGAUGCUCGCGUUGCCUUGAACUCUUUAGAAAUAGCCGGAUUAGCUGCUUAUCGAGUUUGGGAGAGCACUCCUCGAAAAUCUAGUGCAGAUGAUAAGGCUGUUAUUAGCGUGCGUGUUGAUACUAAUCUGAAAACUGACGUUGAAAAAGACGGACAUGCAGAGCUUUCAAAACAAGAGUCAACAUCAACUUUGAUGUUGGUUCCUGCCACAAACCUGAAGCUGGACAUAUCUGGAACCAGUUUUGGAACAAAACGGAUUGAAAUACUUAAGGAAACUUUGAAGAAGGAAAAUUCCCCUAAUUCUCUCGACGAUUACACGAAGCCAUUUAAGAGGUUUGUAGGGGGCAAAGAGGUGGUGAAAGGGGUCAAAGAAGUGAAAGAACGUUCACCGAGUGUAGAGGCAGAACGGGAUCCUGCGGGCCUGGAGAGGAAUGGUAGUAAUUCCUUCAGCUCCGAGAAAAUAGAGAGGACAGGAGGCACCAUGUACGACACCACUGGGGAGGUCGGUGGAAGUGUUGGAAUAGGUGCUGAGAUUAAAAUAGAAAGGAGAAAUAUAGUGGUGACUCUUCAACAAGUGCAAGAGGCCCUUCAACGGUCACAUGUUCUGUACGAUAAAACGGGUGAAGAACACUACAAUAUCAUUAGUGCACUUCACAAGUCAAUGAGAGGUGGAGAUCCGGAUGCAGCAAUUUAUUGGCUUGCACGGAUGCUUGAAGGAGGAGAGGGCCCCUUGUACAUAGCCCGCCGAUUGAUCCGUUUUGCCAGUGAGGACGUCGGCCUGGCGGACCCCCAGGCACUUGUUCAAGCCGUUGCUUGUUACCAAGCUUGUCAUUUCACAGGCAUGCCGGAAUGCAACGUGAAUUUGGCACAGUGCGUGGCUUAUCUUGCACUCGCGCCAAAAUCUGUUAUGGUAUACCAUGCCAUUGAGGCAGCGCAGCGGCUGGUGAAAGGAACCAAGCAAAAUGAACCUGUUCCUAUGCAUUUGAGAAAUGCUCCCACGCAUCUUAUGAAGGAGCUUGGGUAUGGUCGCCAGCCAGCUGAGCCACCUGCUGAUUUCCUUCCUCCGUCUCUUAGAGGGCAUAAGUUCCUCAAUGGUCUCACGCCAGGGUCCUGAAUCAGAACGAUUUUUCAUUUUGAGAGAAUCCAGGAUAUCCACGAAAUUUAAUGACCCGAGAACUAAUUUGAGGAUCAGCACAGCAGUGUACAGUGUUAUCUUUGGAAGCCAGGACUUCUUUGAAACGAAGGCCGUUGGGCAUUCGUCAGACUUUGAUCGAAUGUUGCAGAAGUAGAUGGUUAUGUAGAACAGUUUAUGUCGUACACGCCUGUUUAGUUGUAAGAGCUGAACUAGAUGGUAAGGUGGACGUGCUAAAUCUCGUUCAAUUACUGAAAUUCAGAAGCUCUGCAUGAGGUAUGGAUUUUGUUUACAAAAUGACUCCUUUGUAAAUAUUCGGUGGUAAUUUGUACAUCUACGGGAAUUGGCACCCCUACCCUAAACUUGGAGGUGACUCCUAUUCAUGCAAA